GUGAACCCCAGUCAGGUUGAACUGUCCGCUGGCAGCUACGUCAGACGCAGUCUUUCCCUGGAACCCGUGGCUAUCGCGUCGCCGCACCAUGAGCUCGUCAACCAGCACCAGCGAUCGCAGUGAUCCUUCCUCCUGCGUUGAUCCUAACCGGCGCGAGGAAGCCACCGGUGGAUCAACGUCACCAUCGCACGUCCGGUUCGUGAUAGCGCUGGAGCCACUGCUCACGGUGCUCUCGAUAGUGUUCGAUCUGGUGAAAGUGAUUCUGCUCGGUGUGCCGCUACUGUUCCGUGAAAUCUAUUCCAUGUUCGUACCCCGACCGCAGAAAGAUGUCCGGGGGCAGGUGGUGCUCGUAACGGGGGGCGGUAAUGGGUUGGGGCGUGCGAUGGCCCAACUGUUGGCGGCGCGUGGCUGUCAUCUGGUGCUGGUGGACAUUGAUCUGGCGGCCGCUGAGCGGACGGCCGAAGAGAUUAAGCAACAGUACGGUGUGUCCACCCGAGCGUACCGGGUGGAUGUGUCCAAGUACGACCAGUGUCAUCAGUUGGCCGCAAGUAUAGAACGGGACGGAGCCGGACCGGUGGAUAUUCUGAUCAACAAUGCUGGGCUGAUCAUGUUUGCCUUCAUCAACGAUUCGGACGUGGAGCGCGCGAACAGCGUGAUGGACGUCAACAUGAAGUCGCACAUAUGGAUGACGAAAGUGUUUUUGGACGGGAUGAUCAAACGCAAACGUGGCCAUAUCGUCGGUAUAUCUUCAAUGUCCGGCAUGUACGCUUUUCCGUGGGGCGUUGUGUACUCGGCAACGAAAUUUGCCGUGUCCGGUUUCAUGGCCUCCCUUACGGAGCAGCUUCGCAUCCAGGGAAUUUCGAAGAGCGUACGCACCACCUGCGUCAAUCCGUACUACGUCACGACACGCAAGGAUGUGGUUGAGUUCCUGCAGAAACCACGGUUUGCUCCCCUGACGUGCGAUCAGGCGGCACGGGAGAUCGUUAAGGGAAUCUUGCGGGAAGACAUCGUGGUGACGGUACCGAGACUGUUUGGUGUAUUUACUCGGUUCAUGCUAUUCUUCCCAGUGCCAGUACAGCAGCUCGUUCGAGAUUAUUUAAUCCGCGAAUAUGAGCUAAACAAUAAUUUACACACGUAGAACCAACACGACGCAAAUUUGGUAGAUGAAGGAGCCUAAUAUUAGUACACGAUGUACGUCGAUACUCACUGAGAAGAAUGCCUUCGGAGGGAGUUAAUGCCUGACUAGUAUUUGAAAUUUUCUUAUACAAUAAUACAACUGCAUCUUUAUACGAUAAGAGUUAGCUAAUAAAAUCAACGACGGUAAGUGUGUCAAGCAAACAA
Anopheles stephensi (Asian malaria mosquito) is the source of this 1341-nucleotide messenger RNA. Its product is annotated as 17-beta-hydroxysteroid dehydrogenase 13-like. Gene Ontology annotation, cellular component: lipid droplet. The coding region runs from base 89 to 1138 and encodes 349 amino acids. Gene Ontology annotation, molecular function: oxidoreductase activity, acting on the CH-OH group of donors, NAD or NADP as acceptor. The record is from RefSeq and is a predicted model, not a curated record. Lineage: Eukaryota; Metazoa; Arthropoda; Insecta; Diptera; Culicidae. The transcript is spliced from 4 exons.